AUGGACAAAUUGCCAAUUGGAUAUAUUAAAGGAAAGGGAAAUGUAUUCAUUUAUUCUUACAUCCUUAUAGCCUUUAGAUAAGAAGGUCCCAAGAAAUAAAAAAUAUGAUUAUGUUAAAUAAACUCUCAACACUGGACCAACUAUUAGAGAUAUUGAAGUUAUCAGCAAUGCAACAAUAGCAAAAAAGAGAUCUGAGAUUUUUAAAAGAAUUAAAUGUUCCACAAUAUUCAAGCUUAUUAGUGUAAUUAAUACUUAAUUUCUAGGAAGAACCUGCAUAAGAAUCAAUACAUAAUAUAAUAGAUCAAUAAGAAUAAGAUCAAUUGAAAUAAUUUGAUGCUUAAAGUCAAUAUAGUUAGAAAACAAGAUUCACUGAAGUCUCAUAGGUUUCUGCAAUUACUUAUGCAACCGAAUAACUUGGUCUCACUGAUUAAUCUGAAUUUCUUCUUAUUGAUUUAAGAGAUCAAGAUGAAUUCUAAAUGUAUCACAUUAAAGAAGCCAUCAAUUUCCCUGCUCCAUUACUCCGAUAAGAUAAGUUAACUCAAUAAAUAUUUAGAUUUGUAAGUUUCUUAUGAUAACACUAUUAAUAGAAAAAUCAAGUAGGCAAACUAAUCAUAAUUUAUCAUUUUGAUGAAAAAAAUGGUAUACCUUCUGCCACACUCUUUGCUGAAAAAGGUUUUGAGAAUGUUUAUCUUCUAAGUGGAGGAAUAGAAAAGUUUCUAUAAAAUUAUCCUGAAGCUGUAAUUGGAACAAAAGUACCUACUUUUCAAAAACCAGAAUGUAUUCAUUUAAUAUAAAAUAUAUGCAGAAAACCCAAAUAAAAUUAUAAAGAGAUCAAAUUAUAAAGAAAGUGAAUCUUAAAUAAAUAAAUCAGAAAAAGCUAUUAGUGACACAAAAUCAUAAAUUAGUUAAAAAUCUAAAAUUACUCGAUAAUCAAGUACUUAAAAAUAGCAAUAAUAAUAAUAGCAUUCAUAAUUCAUGGAUAAAUGAUUUUAUUAAUAAAUUAAUUAUGUUGUAAUUAUAGAUUCGAAUUCUUAAUCAGAUUUAAAACUUCAUUCUAUUGAUAUUCACACUAAUUAUCGACUACCUAUCAAAAUAAACCCUAUAAGAGUGCAAUACUUAGAAUUUUUAGAUAGAAGAAGUUUGGAUGAAAAAUUGAAUCAACCAUUUUGUUUAGAAAAAUAUGCUAAAAUUAACAAUUAUUUUUAUGAAACUAGUAAUGAAUUGUAUGAUUAAAAGUGGAUUAAGAUGCAGAAAACUAUAGAAAAGGACUUAACUUAUGGAAAGAUAAGUAAAUAAAAAACCAACAUUAAGAUAUUUCAAUCUAGAAAACUCAAGAAUUUGUUAAGAUGA
Paramecium pentaurelia is the source of this 1350-nucleotide messenger RNA. The record is from the annotation of a GenBank genome assembly. NCBI's taxonomy places the organism in Eukaryota, Ciliophora, Oligohymenophorea, Peniculida, Parameciidae.